Messenger RNA from Daldinia caldariorum, 547 nucleotides. RefSeq lists its product as uncharacterized. The transcript has a single exon. The coding region runs from base 91 to 432 and encodes 113 amino acids. The record is from RefSeq and is a predicted model, not a curated record. NCBI's taxonomy places the organism in Eukaryota, Fungi, Ascomycota, Sordariomycetes, Xylariales, Hypoxylaceae.
CAGUUGGCUAAGAAACCUAACGGUCCCACCACAAUGACCCACCCGCCCCUUUCCUUUGUCAAGCUGUGAUUGGGUCUUUGAUUAAAAAUUAUGCGCGAACCCUCACUUUACGCAUCUUUGUGCAAAAUACGAACUAAAUGUAACCGUACUUCCUCUAGUAGCCCGCAACCCUCUUUCCCUUCCGUAGAAUCCCAGGCCUCUCCUCUCCGUCAGAUUCUUAGAAAUCCUUUUAUUCUGAUCAUUCGUUUCUCUCUCUCUCUCGUCACACUAUUAUAUCCUUUCCUAUCCGUCAUUGCAUCUUUUUCCUUAAUUUUCUUCCGAGGUAUUCCUUUUUUUUGCCUCUACACUUUACGCUCUUUAUUCAAUCACCUAUUAUCUGCGCGAGGUCGCAAUACUACUCAUACGCACAGUACAGUAUUUCGCAUUGCGUAAAUAUCCGACGACGACGAAACAACUGGGUCUGACAGGAAAAACCCGCGCUUCAGAUUUAAAAUUAAUCUUCCCGUCAUCUCCCACCCACGUUGUCACAUAAAACCUUCAUCUCAAC